AUGCAUGCUGCUUAUGGAGAUGAUUAUUAUAUCUGCAGAUUUCAGGAACCUGGGAAAAUGGAAGAUGAGAUGGCUGAAGUUGGCGCUGCAUAUGUGCUGAAAGAUAUCCUCACAACUCGCCAAACUGAAGAUGAUCUUGCUUAUUAUGUCUCAAAACUUGAGAAAACUGGCUUCACUGGAGGAUUAAACUACUAUAGAAACUUUAACACAAAUUGGGAGCUGAUGGCACCCUGGAAUGGAGUGAAAAUCAAGAAAGGGGUGGCUCACUUCAAUAAUCAGGAAACAGCAGAAGAAAUUAGCAAUCACAUUUACGAAUACAUCAAGAAGUUUUGA
This is a messenger RNA of Vicia faba (fava bean), 333 nucleotides long. The record is from the annotation of a GenBank genome assembly. NCBI's taxonomy places the organism in Eukaryota, Viridiplantae, Streptophyta, Magnoliopsida, Fabales, Fabaceae.